AUGGGCUGCGCGCCCAGCAUCCACGUCUCGCAGAGCGGCGUGAUUUACUGCCGGGACUCGGACGAGUCCAAUUCCCCCCACCAGACCACCACCGUCUCGCAGGGUGCCGCCACACUGCACGGCCUCUUCGUCAAGAGCGACGCGGCCGACUCCAUCCCCGCCGUCCUCGCCUACCAGAGCCGGCAGCCGCCGCCCUGCUCCGGCCCCCGCCGCAGGGAGCCCAGGGCGCCGCGCUGCUGCGGCAUCGAGGCGGAGACCCAGACCGGCAGCACCAGCCUCAAGCAGGCUUCAGCUACAGAGGUACAAAUUGGGCCUAUGAGACUGACACAAGAUCCGGUUCAGGUUUUGCUGAUCUUCGCAAAAGAAGACAACCAAAGUGACGGCUUCUGGUGGGCCUGUGACAGAGCUGGUUACAGGUGCAACAUUGCCCAGACUCCAGAAUCAGCACUUGAAUGUUUCCUUGAUAAGCACCAGGAAAUAAUUGUUAUAGAUCACAGGAAUUCCAGAUAUUUUGAUGCAGAAGAUAUCUGCAGGUCUAUUCGUGCCACAAAGCCAUCAGAACACACUGUAAUACUUGCUGUGGUUCCACGCACAUCUGCUGAUCAAGAAGAGACUUCUGUUCUUCCCCUUCUUAAUGCAGGCUUUGAUAGGCGAUUCAUGGAGAAUAGCAGCAUAACUGCUUGUUACAAUGAACUCAUUCAAAUAGAACAUGGGGAAGUGCGAUCUCAGUUCAAAUUACGGGCAUGUAAUGCAGUAUUUACAGCAUUAGAACAUUGUCAGGAAGCAAUAGAAAUAACCAGUGAAGAUCGUGUUAUUCAGUAUGUUAAUCCAGCCUUCGAGCAUAUGAUGGGGUAUCAGAAGGGAGAGCUCAUUGGCAAGGAACUUACUGAGCUGCCAAAAAGUGAUAAAAACCGUGCAGAUCUGUCAGACGCUAUCAACGCAUGUAUUAAAAAAGGAAAGGAGUGGCAAGGGGUUUACUAUGCAAGAAGAAAAUCUGGAGACAGUAUCCAGCAACAUGUGAAGAUAACACCAGUGAUUGGUCAAGGAGGGAAGAUCAGACACUUGGUGUCCCUCAAAAGGCUGCGUUGUACUAACGAAAACAACAAGCAGCUCUGCAAGAGUCAACGCGAUGAGAAUUAUUCAGGAGACAGUUCUCAGUCAGAAUCCCAUUCCUUCAAAUGCAAGAACAGAAGGAAAGACUCAGUUGAUGUUAAGUCGAUAACUUCACAAAGUAGUGAUGCUCCAAGUUUACAGACCCGGCAGUACUCUUCUAUGGCAAGGAUCCACUCAAUGACAAUAGAAGCUCCUAUCACAAAGGUUAUUAACAUAAUUAAUGCUGCCCAGGAAAACAGCCCCAUCACUGUAGCAGAAGCCUUGGACAGAGUUCUAGAAAUCUUGCGGACAACAGAACUUUACUCCCCUCAGCUAGGUACCAAAGAUGAGGAUCCUCACACAAGUGAUCUUGUUGGAGGUCUGAUGACUGAUGGCUUGAGAAGACUGUCUGGAAAUGAGUAUGUGUUUUCCAAGAAUAUGAACCUGAGCCAUAGUCACCUUUCAGUGCCAAAUACUAUCAAUGAUGUUCCACCUUGUAUUGCACAGCUCCUGGAUAAUGAGGAAAGCUGGGACUUCAAUAUCUUUGAAUUGGAAGCUGUUACAAAUAAAAGGCCACUAGUAUAUUUAGGCUUAAAAGUUUUUGGCCGGUUUGGGGUCCCUGAGUUUUUGAACUGCUCAGAAGCCACACUGCGAGCAUGGCUGCAGGUGAUGGAAGCCAACUACCACUCCUCCAAUGCAUACCACAACUCCACGCACGCUGCGGACGUCCUGCAUGCUACUGCCUUCUUUCUGGGAAAGGAGAGAGUUAAGGGAAGCCUUGGCCACUUAGAUGAAGUGGCUGCAUUGAUAGCAGCCACCAUUCAUGAUGUAGAUCACCCUGGACGGACCAACUCUUUCCUCUGCAAUGCAGGCAGUGAAUUAGCUGUCCUUUACAAUGAUACUGCUGUGCUAGAGAGCCAUCACACAGCACUGGCAUUUCAGCUGACAGCUAAGGACAGCAAAUGCAACAUUUUCAAGAAUAUUGAUAGAAAUCACUAUCGGACAUUGCGCCAGGCCAUUAUUGAUAUGGUUCUGGCAACAGAGAUGACAAAGCACUUUGAACACGUGAACAAAUUUGUGAACAGCAUCAACAAGCCAAUGGCAUCUGAGGAGACCACCUCACAUAGUGAAGGCAGUGACUGUGAAUGUACAGCCAACAUGAAGAACUUUCCAGAUAACCAAACACUGAUCAAGCGUAUGAUGAUUAAAUGUGCAGAUGUAGCAAAUCCAUGUCGUCCCCUAGAACUAUGUAUUGAAUGGGCAGGGAGGAUUUCAGAGGAAUAUUUUGCACAGACAGAUGAAGAGAAGAGACAGGGUCUCCCUGUUGUGAUGCCAGUAUUUGAUAGAAAUACCUGCAGCAUUCCCAAGUCUCAGAUUUCCUUCAUUGAUUAUUUUAUAACAGACAUGUUCGAUGCAUGGGAUGCAUUUGCACACCUGCCUGUUUUGAUGCAACACUUGGCCAAUAACUACAAACACUGGAAAAUGCUGGAUGAGUUAAAAUGCAAGAGUCUCAGGCUUCCAUCAGAAAACAACAACUGA
Messenger RNA from Centrocercus urophasianus (Greater sage-grouse), 2631 nucleotides. It is a transcript of the gene PDE8B, whose product is annotated as phosphodiesterase 8B. Gene Ontology annotation, biological process: signal transduction. The transcript has 22 exons. Gene Ontology annotation, molecular function: 3',5'-cyclic-AMP phosphodiesterase activity. Lineage: Eukaryota; Metazoa; Chordata; Aves; Galliformes; Phasianidae. Bases 1 to 2631 code for a protein of 876 amino acids. The record is from RefSeq and is a predicted model, not a curated record.